This is a messenger RNA of Boleophthalmus pectinirostris (great blue-spotted mudskipper), 3433 nucleotides long. Its product is annotated as endoplasmic reticulum metallopeptidase 1. Bases 5 to 946 code for a protein of 313 amino acids. The transcript has 6 exons. The record is from RefSeq and is a predicted model, not a curated record. Lineage: Eukaryota; Metazoa; Chordata; Actinopteri; Gobiiformes; Gobiidae.
CUUUAUGUUCCUCCUCUGGGUGGUGUUUGAGAUCUUCACACCCAUAAUGGGCCGCAGUGGCACUGAACUCCCCCCUGAAGUGGUCCUGGCUACGUUAGUUACACUGGCAACCAUCUUCCUAUCCUCUUAUUUUCUUCACUUUAUUUACCUGGUUCGAAGCACCAAGUGGAUCCUGGCUGGAUUGGGCUCUGUUUUUCUUGUUAUGUUCCUGUUUGUGUCGUCAGGGCUGUUCUUCCCAUAUUCAGGCCGCCCAGACAGUCCAAGGCCUAAAAGAGUUUUUAUUCAGCAUACAACACGGACUUUCCACAAUCUUCAAGGGCAAGUGGAAAGUCAGGACUCCGGUCUUUGGAUCAACAGCUUUGAUUUCACAGCUGUUCAGCACAUAUCACCUCACAUCCCAGAGAUCAACGACACAGUUCGAACUCACUGUCAAGAAGACCGGCCAUUUUGUGGCUACCCGUGGUUCCUCCCUGUGAAGUUCCUCAGCAAGAAAAACUGGUACCUUCCUGCUGCAGAAGUGAUGCCGACCUCUCCUGUGGAGUUCAGCCUGCUGUCCAAAGAAGAGACUAGUUGGGGAACAAUCAAGAUGACAUUCCGUGCCAAAGGUCCGAGUCACAUGUCUUUGUAUUUGAUGCCUCAUCGUGGAGCCAGCCUGUCUACCUGGUCUUUUGGGGAUGGAGUGCCUCAAUAUGAUCUCAGCGGAGAGUAUUUUAUCUUUUACUCUCAUGGCGUUGAUGCCCCUGCUUGGACAUUCUGGUUUGAAAUUCAGCCUCCAAAGGAUCCAGACCCCUCAGGGCCAGAGGGGACAAUCUCAGUGGCCAUUUCUUCUCACUAUUUUUUUGGUAAAGACCAGAGGACUGCUCAGCUCCAAGAAAUCCUUAACAGAUUUCCUGAUUGGUCUUUCCCGUCAUCUUGGGUCAGUACAUAUGACAUGUAUAGAUACUAAGUCGACUGUGGAACAAGAAGUUGAGGGCUUCAGACUCAAUAUAAACUUCUGGCCUUGUCACUAAAUACACAUGCUCUCUCCAGUGAGGUUGAGAGGGAGACCAUCACCACUGUGUCAGCGGGCUAGUAUUAGCUAACAACAGGAAGAGACAUGCCUCUCUGGUCAGGAGCGGUCACAGCUCACUGACCAACUGCUGCACCGGCCACUGUGGUCAUGUGCUUGCUCCUGGAUCGACAGAAAAAGGAGUUAAGUUUAUUUACUUGAUCUGUUGUGCCUUUAUUUUAAUCACCUCAUUGCACUGCAUUCAUCCUCAGCCACUGACUUGAUCUAAUUCUCUCUCUGUUAACACUCUUCCUUAAUAAUCACAUGGCUGCCUGUUAUUUGUUUGUCUUGAUAAGGGAGGGAAACGCCUCCUAUUACUUUAUGCCAACACACAUUAGAUUUUGUUUAUGCGAUAUUGCUCAUGACCAUUCCUCAUUACAGCUGAUUUGUAGCCUCUGUACUAUACCUCUCACAUUUUUAUGAGGAAUGCUAAUAAUCAGCACUAUACUGUGAAAGAACCAAAUAGGAUAUAAAUAACUGUUUUAAAAUCUAGUCAUGGAAAUAAAUAUAUUUGUUUUAAAGUCUUAUUUUGCUGAUGUCUUUGGGUAAAGACUGUGCAGUAUGCAGCUUUUGUGGCAAGGAGCAUGCCCCAUUUGUCUCUAUGGAGAUUUUAAAUGCUUUGCCUGAAAUGUUUUACAGUAUGGCAUUAAACUUAUCUGUCUGUAGUAACACAACAACUUACACAACUCCAUAGAGACAAGCAGGUGGUGUACCCACCAAUAGGAAAGUUACAUAGUGUACCUUUUUUAAGUUUGAAGUCACGGCUGGCUUUUUCUUUUAAGAGUUAUGGGAAACCUACAAGAACAGGGAUAGUGUAAUUGACCUGUGGUGUUUGGUGGUUCCUAAGCUGUGAGCUGCUGAGGUGUGAAGAGAAACAAGUAACAUUACUCCUCAUGAAUGUCAUCAACAUCUCUCACACAGAGAAGAACAACAUUACUGUAAGAGGAUAGGACUAUUUUUAUAAACUUGAGUGGGCCUCUUAACAAUGUCCUGCUACCAAAUAACUUGUUAAUAUAACUGGAGAUUUUCCACAUUAAUGUAAACUGACUUGGUUAUGUUACGUCAACAAACAUUCAAAAGCAUGGGAGAUUUAAUAUUUUUAUUUAUGAUGUUAAGGUCUAACCUCAAGCCUGUAAAAGGUGUGUAGAUGCAGAUUACCUGCAGUUUGCUUGGUGCUUUGUCUUUUUUUUUUUCCAAACCCAAUUUGUGGUUAACUGCUGUUGUGAUCCACUUUUUACACAAACAUGAAACUUGUGACUGUAUUUUGGAUUAGAGGAAUCAUCCCUUGUAUUGCCUAGUGAUGUUGACCUACCAUUUAGGAACCACUGACCUUGUGUUUAUUCCUGAAGUUUUCAUCUGAUUUGACAACUAGUGGAAUGAGUUUAGAUAGUUGUUUAACUGUGUUUAACUCUGUUUAGGAAGUCUAGUUGUAUGUAUAACCAAUUGCACUUCACCAUUGUUGUCUCUCCCAACACAAAUGUUGUUUGGAAGUUAUUCUUUCAGUUUUUCUGUCUUGGGAGUUUGCACUUGAAAAACCACACCUGAUUGUCCACCAUGUUUCACUUAUGUUCUAAAUGUCACCUGUUGAUUUAACAUAAAACUGAAACGAUGGCCUUAACAUCUUCCCAGAGAAACAAACAUUGACGCAGGAGCGGUAAAUAUUAAAGAUGUUAAAGUAUUCUAAUAUAGCCAGCUGACAGUGACCUUUCCACUAUUUCUGAAAUCCCCUCAAGGUUUUAGUUUGUCAGACAGUAUAAUAGUAGAGUUUCAAUGGGCAAUGGACAAAAGGCAUGUUUACCAAAAAAAAAAAAGGAAAAAAUAUGCAAAACAUGAUGAUUGCUGUAGAGAUUUUUUUAAAUAAAUAAAAAUAAAUGCUUUUUUAAAGAGGUAUAAAGAAUGGAUUGAAAAUGUUUUCAUGUUUUAAAGAUUUAAAUAUAUGGGGAGUCCAUAGCUGCUGCAUGGUGAAGCAGGCAAAUAUCAAUGUGUUGUAGUCUUUCUGAUACACCAAUGCUGCUACAAGUUUAACUUUAACUACUGGUGAUAUUGAACAAUGAGACCUUUCAAGUCUUUAUUUUUCUGCCAUAUUAAGUUGCAGAUGGUGGAUGUAGCUAUGACAAAGGUAGCAGUCAAAAUACACAUUUUCUCCACACUCAUUUUUCUUUGUUAAAUGUUUGAAUGUCAUAAAUGUUAAAAUGUGCUUUCUGUAACAUUUAUUUUGGUAGAAGUAAUUUCACAUGGUUCUCACUUGUUUUUUGGGGGAUUUUUGAUCUGAUGGUGGUUGGGAUGUUGAUGCUUGUUACAGGGUAUCCCAUGUGAUUGACUGGAAUGAUUUAUGCAAAAGCUUUUAUUAGUAGCACUUCUACAGCUAUUAAAAUGACUAAAACA